This is a messenger RNA of Moneuplotes crassus, 1832 nucleotides long. The record is from the annotation of a GenBank genome assembly. Lineage: Eukaryota; Ciliophora; Spirotrichea; Euplotida; Euplotidae.
AGGACGAUAAUUUUUCAGACAAAUCCCAGACUGAUAUUGAUUCAUGCAAAUCUAUAUUACUUAGCAAGCACUUGCCAGAGGAGCAGCAAAAGAAUUUAGUAAGAGAGCACAUACCGAUAUUGAACUACAUGGUUCACAAGUUGAUACAUCAGAUUUCAAACGAAUCUGGGUUGGAUUUAAAGAACUUCAAUAUCUCUAUUCUUUACAUCAAAGAUGACACUAUUGACUUCCAGAUCGAUAUUUAUGAUGUCGAUAACUAUAAACUGAACAGAGAGGUCGUAAAAGCUCUCUCUGGUAUCCAAGUCGUGAGUACACCUCUUGACAUUGAAGAGAGACUUAAGGAGAAGGUUUUGCUCAGAAAUGAAAUGUUAGAGCAGUUUUAUUCAGCUAUUUUGGAUUCAAAUAAAGAAUUCAAGAAAAGUUUAAUACCUGUUAUCUUAUCUCAGGGAAGUGACAGGAUAAUUACUUGUGAGGUUGAUAACUUAAAUAACUACGCUGAGUUGAUUAGAAAUAUGUCCAUAUGAUAUUAGGCAUCGAAGAGGCAGCUAUUGAAUAUGAUGAAUGGAAAGAAGACGAGUACGGCACGAUUGAAGGUGUCAGAAAAGUCUACCCCACCGCAAGAAACUACUCCCAUAUCUUCAUAAAGAAAUUCUACAAAAGCUUCCUAUCCGAAAUUCUACCUGAAGUAGAACUUGAGACAAAAGAUGAGACAAAGCUUUCCUUCAUCAUUCAGGGAAACAUCGAAAAGACUGAGGAAUUCCUAUCUGCUAUAUCCCGACUUGAUGACUGCAUCUCAACCAAGUCAAUCAAGAUAGAUCAGAGCGAUAAGAUCCUGAUGUUCCAUCAGGAUCUUCGGUCGAAGAUCAUUAUUGAAGCACUUGAAGCAUGCUUUGAGAAGGACAUGAGGGAGAUUACACAGGUUUGUGAACCGGUUAAUUCGAAGAUGGUUGAGAAUAGAAGAGCGUGGAAUGUGGCUGACUGAUUUGUGGUGGAGAUCUGUGAAGGGUUUAAUGUAGAGAAUGAUACGGUGAGAGGUGGGGGGAAGGAUCAGUCAGGGUCUAUGGGGGGAGGCAGUUUUUAUCAGAUUUCGGAGUACUUUUUGAAGCCGAAGAAGGAGCAGAUGUGUGUGAGGUGGAUUAUGAGAGGGGAACAGGAUGAUGGGAAUACUGAUGAAGAGUUAGCUAAAUAAAUUUACAAAUUUUAUGAAGAGAGGCAAGAAACGUUGGAAGUUAUUCCAAAAGAAAUUGAAAGAACUAAAAGAGAAAAAGAGAGAACAAGUGAUAAAAAUCAAAGCUCCUGAGGGAGACUCAGCUACUGAUUUCAUGAACGAUUUGGAUGAAUUACAAUCAAAAUACCAGACUUUCCUGAUCUUCAUCCAGGUAGAUCACACUCACAUUGAAAUUUAUUACUGGGACAACGAAGCUUUAGCAAAGCAAGUUAAGGAAGAGAUCAUUGCAAAAUAUUGUGCUGAUCAGAAUGAUCAAGAGGAAGAAGAACAGAAGGAGCAUGUUGAGAAACCUGAAAAAUCCCCAAGGAAGAAAAAUAAAGCACAUGAUGUGUCCAAACAGAAGGAAAUACCUGAUAAUGAGCAAGCUGAGGAAGAUCAUGAGACAGAUAAUGAGACUAGUAAUGUCUCUGAGAGUGAGAUGAGUGAGAUUACACGCAUGCCAAGUCAUGUCAGCGAAGCUCCUACUCCUAGGAAUCAUUCAAAGAAGAAUCCCAAGAAAUCUCCUACAAAGCUGUUUAGAAAUGCUCCAAAGAGGGGUGUUAGUGAUUCAGAUACAGAUUAAAAGACAAUUGAUGCUUAAAAUUCAACUAAAAAUUAUUGAACU